Messenger RNA from Diaporthe amygdali, 2976 nucleotides. RefSeq lists its product as uncharacterized. Bases 1 to 2976 code for a protein of 991 amino acids. The record is from RefSeq and is a predicted model, not a curated record. The transcript has 6 exons. Gene Ontology annotation, molecular function: FAD binding; zinc ion binding; D-arabinono-1,4-lactone oxidase activity. Gene Ontology annotation, cellular component: membrane. Lineage: Eukaryota; Fungi; Ascomycota; Sordariomycetes; Diaporthales; Diaporthaceae.
AUGGCGCCCAUCAUUAUGGAUUUGCUGCAACACGGUUGCAAGGUCGUGCCUCCUUACAUUCGGACCCCAAGGGAUGACAUAAACUCCGAGAAUUCAGACGACAUGCACAAGUCUCUCACCAAGAGGGCGGAGACAGACCAGUGGUCUGAUUGGCUUGGCGAGCAAAUAUGCACACCAGCCAAGAAGACAGCGCCGACUUCCCUUGACCAGCUCGUGGAUAUUAUUGACGACGCUCGUGCCAACAAACAACGCUUGCGGGCUGUCGGAUCCGGGCACUCCACGUCCGACAUCACUCGCACUGAUGGGGCUGUCCUGGUUGAUCCACACCAAAUGGCUGAGGUACUGGAUAUUGAUACUGCCACUCUUAGCACGCACGGCACCGAUAUGUCUCUGAUUCGAAUUCAAAGUGGCAUACUUAUCAAAGAUCUCAACCAGCAGCUGGAUAGCCGAGGCCUCGCGUUGGUCCAUAUGCCUGCCUACGACGGGCAGACAAUAUCUGGAGCCAUGAGUACCGGAACUCACGGCUCUGGUGCGAAGUGGGGACCAAUGGCCAGCAUGUUACGAUCGAUUGUGAUGGUGGUCGAGAACGGGACCGUACUCCAGAUCGAGCCAGCCAGCGGCGCCAUCACCGACCCAGCCAAGUUCCCCGGCAGGCUUUCUGAAGCUCCGGGAGUUCCUGUGGUUCUCGUACAGGAUGACGACUGGUUCAAUGCUGCGCAAGUCUCCAUGGGCUGUUUGGGUGUCAUCUACUCGUACACGAUCGAAGUGACAGCCGCGUUUCAUGUCUCGGAGAAUCGUACCGCGGUGCGAUGGGAGGACAUCAAGGGUCAGUUUGCAUCUGAGAAUUUCAAUCCACUGCCGGCCCCAUUGGCGGACUGGGAUCAUUUCGAAUUGGUCGUAAGCCCAUACGCAAGCGACGACGACAACAAGCACCCGUGUGUGUGGAUCGAGCGUGCUCGCGUGGGCAACACACCCAAGCGCGGCGCAAGGCAGGAUUUCUGGGGUCGCAUACUGGAGGAUCUCGGUAUUUUAUUCACAGGCGUACUGGAUGACAUCCUGAACAUCUUUCCGCGGCUAGCUCCCUCCUCAAUCAACGCCGCUAUGGAGUCGCUGAAAACUGACGACGCGCCGUACAUUGACAGCAGCUACGUUGUCUUCAAGGUGCUGGACUCGGAACUUGAGCUCAAAGCCCAUGCAAUCGAGCUUCAUUUCGAAGCCAACAAUCUCGUCACGACCAUUGACACACUGAUGUCCACAUUCCAGACCCUUGCAGAUCAGAAAAACCUGUAUGUUGCCGGACCGAUUGGUAUUCGAUUCAUCGCCGCAUCAAAAGCGCUGCUUGCACCCCAGACAGGCCGGCUCACGGUCACGGCAGAGAUGUCCAACAUUGUGGGCAUCAAGAAGGGGGUGGAGUUGCUUCAGGAAGUGAAGAGUGCCAUGUCUUCGGCAGACAGGUCCAUUCGAGUGCACUGGGGCUUGGAUCUUGACACUGUUACGGCGCAGGACGUGCGCGAUUGCUCUUUCCGAUUCUGGUCGCCUAACGAUGUUGAGGCUGGUGCGACCUUCUUCACCGUGCUCGAUUUGGCUUUGACAGCUAUGCUUUGUCCCUUUUUGUUUAGCGCCAGGGGAAACAGCCUGUGCGCAGAAUUCUGUGGCUGCCACGUGUCGGUGAUCAACUGCCGGAGAGAGCGACGCCAAGAGCAGUUUGCAUUCACUACAAUGAUGUGUACUGGGCGCCUCCAGUUUGCAUAUGGCCCUUAUCACGUCCUGCUUUCAAUAGUGUUUCGCUUGUUGUGUGGUCGCGCCGCAUAUGCGCAUAACAUCACCAGGUUGAUCGACGAAAGACAGAAAUUGUCCGCGGCCCGGCUCAUCACCAUCACCACCACACUUCGUUUUGCCCACAAAAUGCUGCAAAAUGAAACGGGCACGCCUCCCAAGAUCGAGAUACAGUCACUGCCCAAGCCAAAGCCCGGGCCAAAUGACGUGCUCGUCCGGCUGAACCUCACUUCGCUCUGCGGCACGGACUGCACACAGGCCGCAGGCCACCUUGGGCCCACGAAAUCCGUGCUGGGCCAUGAGGGCAUCGGCCGUGUCGAGCUUCUGGGAAGCAACGUCGCAUCGUUCGACCCAAGCAUCGAAGUGGGCCAGCGUGUGGGCGUGGCAUGGACGCGGGACUUUUGUGGUAGCUGUGCAUUCUGCACCAACCUCGCGCAGGACGGCGAGACGCGGUGCGCCCUGAAGCCACACUCUGGAACCGCCGUGGAGGGGACUUUUGCGCAAUACACGCUCGUCCCUGCGCGUUAUCUGCUGAAGAUUCCUGACGACCAGUUCGGCGAUGUUGCAGAUGAGAUUGUGGCGCCGGUGCUAUGUGGUGGUGUCACGGCUUACAAGGCGAUCAAAUCAAUUCCUGGCUUGACCCCAGGCCAGUGGAUCGUGGUCAGCGGCGGAGGUGGUGGUGUCGGCGCGUUCGCCGUUGCCUUCGGCAAGGCGAUGGGAUAUCGCGUCAUUGCGACUGAUGCAGGUCCUGGCAAGGGAAAAUACGCCAUUGAGGAGGGCGCGGAGCACUACGUCGAUAUCACUUUGCCCGAGGCCUCGGCUGCCGGUGUUGGCGAGGUGGUCAAGAAACUGACCGCGGGCUUGGGCGCAAGCGCAGUGAUAGUGUGCGCAGGAGCACCGGCAGCGUAUCAGUCCGCUCUGGAAAUGCUGGCUCCGUUUGGCACGCUGAUGUGUGUUGGAAUCCCACCUCCGAACGGAGUAUUUUCUGUACAUCCCUUGAUGUUCAUCGCAUCUGGGUGGAGGAUUAUGGGGUCUGCGGUUGGUACGCGCCGAGACACUCUGGAGGCGUUGGAAUUCAUCAAGAGGGGUCUGGUCAAGCCCAAGGUACAAUGGGCCGAGCUGGAGCGAUUAUCCGAACUGAUGGAUGAAGUCAGCAAGGGCAAGGUAAGUGAUCUUAAGAAGGCAAUCUGUCCAGAAUGA